Cynoglossus semilaevis (tongue sole) is the source of this 2919-nucleotide messenger RNA. RefSeq names its product par-6 family cell polarity regulator gamma b (gene pard6gb). The transcript has 3 exons. Gene Ontology annotation, cellular component: nucleus; apical plasma membrane; cell cortex. Gene Ontology annotation, biological process: centrosome cycle; regulation of cellular localization; establishment or maintenance of cell polarity. Lineage: Eukaryota; Metazoa; Chordata; Actinopteri; Pleuronectiformes; Cynoglossidae. The coding region runs from base 349 to 1803 and encodes 484 amino acids. Gene Ontology annotation, molecular function: protein binding. The record is from RefSeq and is a predicted model, not a curated record.
UUUUUUAGAAGGGCUGAUGUCACUUCAAAACUUAACUCACUCUUCUAAAGUGAACGGGGCGACGGGUUCGCCUCCUUACACUCUCCGUUAGGUUUCUGCUCGUGUGCUGUGGAUCAUUAUUAUAGAAAUAACCAACAAAAGGAGGCGGAUGUUACUGUAAAAACAACAGCAACUCUUACAGAAGUAGCGGAGCAGACGGAUAUAUUUCACCACAGAAAAUCCGAGACUGGAGCAGAGCGGAGGAGAGCCUCUUCUCUCUGUCUGGGGGUGAAGGCGGCUGAUUUUUUUUCUCUUUUUUUGUCUUUUUCUACAAAACAAAAUCCGCUGCAAACUCAAUAAGACAAAAAAAUGAACCGCAGCUUUAAUAAAUCACAGCCUUUGCGGAAUGCAGACUGCAACGCUGUGGAAGUGAAAAGCAAGUAUGGGGCAGAAUUCCGGCGGUUCUCAGUAAAUCGCACCAAGCCUGGCAAGUUUGAGGAGUUCUACAAACUUAUUCUGCACAUUCACCGCAUCGCCAACAUGGAGGUGAUAAUUGGCUAUGCUGACGUCCACGGAGACCUGCUACCCAUCAACAAUGACGAUAAUUUCUGCAAGGCAGUGACGACGGCUCACCCGCUACUUAGGAUCUUCAUACAGAGACAAGAGGAGGUCGACUACACCAACUUUGGCACCAACACCAUCACACGCAAAAAGAAGGCGGUGGUGGCGCUGCGUAACAAUGACAUUAACCGCAAGAGACCACACAUCCGCAUCGGAAUGCCGCAGGACUUCCGUCCCGUCUCCUCCAUCAUCGAUGUGGACAUCCUGCCAGAGUCUCAUCGCCGCGUUCGACUGUAUCGCCACGGCUCCGACAAACCUUUGGGUUUCUACAUCCGAGAUGGAACCAGUGUAAGGGUGACGCCACACGGGCUGGAGAAAGUCCCAGGGAUCUUUAUAUCCCGGCUGGUUCCUGGAGGUUUGGCGGAAAGCACGGGGCUCCUGGCGGUCAAUGACGAGGUCCUGGAGGUGAAUGGUAUUGAAGUGACUGGAAAGUCCUUGGAUCAGGUGACGGACAUGAUGAUCGCCAACAGUCACAACCUGAUUGUGACUGUGAAGCCAGUGAACCAGCGCAACAACGUGGUCCGCAGCAGCAGGAUAUCAGGAAGCUCCGGCCAGUCCUCAGACAGCGGCGGAUCUACCGGAUACCCGACUUUGUCUGUGGCCUCAGUGGGAAUGUCGUCCUCAGGGGCUCACGGUUACCAAGACGACUUAGAGAGUGACGAAGAUGCCGACAUCGUCAUCGAGAGUAGCAUCAAGAGGCCAUCUCAGAGGUCUAACGCUUCCCUGGCAUCCAACACGUCUCGUACCCAACCUCAAACACCAACCACGCGCUCAGGCUUCACUGCACCUCCCAGUCCUCCUUCACGUCCUUCAUCUGUGGUCUCCACCGCCUCCUUCCGCUCCCAGCUGAGCCUCAAUGGAGGUUCCAACCACCACCACCAACACCAACAACAACACCAACAGCAUCAGGCAACACCACACCAACAGCAACAGCAUCAGCAACACCAACAGCAACACCAACAGCAACACCAACAGCACAAUAGCCUCAGCUACCAGCUCCACCGAGAUCUCAACCUACACCACAACGCAAACCAGCACAGCCUCCACCACGGACAGCCUCCACAUCACAGCAGCAACCCCGCCCUGCGCCACAGCAACGGCAGCCUCCACAAAAUCCUCAGCUCACUGAAAACGGACCCACGACACAGUCUGGCGCUGCCCAGAGGUGGCGUGGAAGAGGACGGCACCGUCAUCACACUAUAAUACCUACAACCACACACAUUCACACACAGACACAAAAAAACACCCAGUGGUUCAGAGACUGAACUGAACUUUAACUUUAACACCAGGCUGGAAGAGUCUGAGGAUUUCACCAGAGCCUAAUUUUUUUAAUGAUAUAAAAGGAAGUUGGAAAUAAGGAUCAUGUUUAUAUUUGUCUUUUUUUUUUUAAACUGUUCCGAUCUUUAUAAAAUGUGUAAUUAUGUUUGUUUGUUCUGAGCAUCAGGACAAAUUACUGUCAUUUUAGGAAAAAUUCCACUGUAUCUUAGACUCAUGACUGCAGCGUCUGCAGCACAUCAUCUCCUCUUAGUGACCACCGUUAUAAAGAUUGUUGUUUUUAUUACUGGGACCAACUGUGGGGUUGAUCAUGGAUGUUUUUAAAGAGUAAAUCUAUAUUUCUUAUAUUCUGAUAAAUGCUGUGUAGAUCAUGAUUUUUGGUGUUUUUUUUAAAUAGCUCUUUUUAUGCAAUGAUGAUGACGUUUGAUCAAAUCGUUGUAUCUGUACCAAUAAAUUAUUCUGUUUCACAUUUUUGCAAAGUAUCACUGUGGUUUGGUGGAGUCUUAAAAUCAUGUGAUCUUUUAUUCAUAAAGUUGAGUCUGACAGAGUAGCUCAGUUCUCAAAUCCCCCUGUUAAAAAACACAAGUAAUUAAGGAGCAUUUUGAGGCUCCUCUAAAAUAAUUCAGUUUUUAAGUAUUUCCUUAAUAAUUAACAAUGUUUCAGAACAGAUAAACCUUACUCAGAGAUUUCUUAAUGUAUCUAUGCACACACAAAGAAUUAUGCUAUCAAAUCUAACUUUCUUGGGUUAUAAUUUAAUCCUAAUUCUACUAAUUGAUGGCCAUUUUCACUGAUUAACAGACUUCAGUGAUGUACAUUUGUACUGGACAAUUAAUGUGGGCUCUUCAGCUGGUCUCAUCAUUUUAACUUUCUAAUUUUAGGGUAGAAUUGCAACUUCCUAAAUUAUUAAAUUUUAGUAAUGUGAUGUUAUCUCUCUGUGAAUAAACAAUCUGAGGAAUGACUUUAUAUUGGCUUCCAGGCUGCUGUAACUCAAAGAAUAAUUAAAUCAAAAAAAUGUUUAAUUAACUUUCAUAACUCACUGUUGUU